GGGCGGCGCGCGCGCGGCCUCUGGGAUCUUCUCAGCGCAGCAGCAGGGAGGGAGCCCGGCGCAGACAUGGGGGCGCAGCUCAGCACGCUUGGAAGGAUUGUGACCUACCCAUUAUGCGUAGUCAUCAGCUUGAUCAUGAGACUCUUUGGGAAAUCCCCUCCUGCAAUUACCCUGGAGGACCCUGAAGUGAAAUACCCACUAAGGCUGAUUGACAAAGAGGAAGUUAGCCACGACACGAGAAGAUUUCGCUUUGCCCUUCCAACUCGAGAGCACAUUCUAGGUCUCCCUAUUGGACAGCAUAUUUAUCUUUCUGCACGGAUUAAUGGAAAUCUGGUUAUCAGACCCUACACACCAGUCUCCAGUGAUGACGACAAAGGCUAUGUGGAUCUUGUUGUCAAGAUUUAUUUUAAAGGGGUCCACCCAAAGUUCCCCGAAGGAGGAAAGAUGUCUCAGUAUUUAGACAGCCUGAAAUUAGGGGAUACCAUUGACUUCAGAGGGCCCAGUGGAUUACUUGUCUACAAGGGAAAAGGCACGUUUGCUAUUCGCGCUGAGAAGAAAUCUGAACCUGUUCUUAAAACAGUGAAAUAUGUUGGAAUGAUUGCAGGUGGAACUGGCAUAACGCCUAUGCUGCAGCUCAUUCGUGCCAUCAUGAAGGACAAAGAUGAUCCCACCAUUUGUCAGCUGCUGUUUGCUAAUCAGACUGAGAAAGAUAUCCUGUUACGUUCAGAACUGGAGGAAGUUCAGGUUCAGCAUCCAGAACGCUUUAAGCUUUGGUACACGUUGGACAGAGCACCUGAGAAUUGGGAUUAUAGCCAGGGAUUUGUGAGUCAAGACCUGCUCAGAGAACACAUGCCCCCUCCUCAAGAUGAUGUUCUGAUCCUCAUGUGCGGCCCUCCUCCAAUGAUCCAGUAUGCUUGCUUACCUAACCUGGACAAACUGGGAUACACCAAGGACAUGAGAUUCGCCUACUAAAGAAGAGUUAGCUGUGCUGUAGUGCGGAAAGAAAGCUGAUGUAAGGAAAAGCAUCUAGUUAACAGGGAACAAGACAAAGUACACACACAGGUGGCUGGUGUACAGUGCUGGGAAGCUACAUUUAGAUUAUAAUCACUUAGAUUUCUUAAUGAGUUUGGAAGACAAGCCAUCCAUUUUAGACUCAAAUUUUAAUUUUGACCGUUUUUAGUGUUGUGCCAAAUUUUGGCACAACACUAAAAACAAACAAUUUAACCAGGCUGCAGGUGGGUACUGAUGUAUGAUGCUUUCCUUAACACAUUCUUCAGAGAGACUCAUUGACUACAAUUCAAUGUCAAUUUUCAGCAGCAAAGCAUAAUUUUUAGGGGAAUGAAGAGGUCCGUUACAGUGCUUAGCACUGUAACCACAGUGGUAACUAGUUACUUCCCAACACUGUGUAUAUUGGAUAGCAUACGUGGUAUGAACUACGGCCAUGUAUGGGAAGUACACCUUUUAUUUACCUUACUAUUGCCAAAUCUUAAUGAUCUCAAAGGUUUUACAGUAGGCUGGUCAACAGUGGCUGCCUCUUACACACUCACCUUGCAGAGGUGAAAUCUGGUGGUUUACUGGUUAUGACAGAUAUGUUGUAAGAUGUCAAACAUAAAUACACAUACUAGGAACAUAAUUUCCAGUUGUAUUUUGGACUGACCUCACUUAAAGCAAAUCUUUUCCAGCUGAUCACCUUCACUAGCCAUUCCCCUCCCAAGGACCUGAGAUUAAUUCCUGAAGGCAGGGGCUUUUGAAUAUAGAAUGUUGAAGCAGUUAUUUUUAUUUAAAGAGCUGAAGGUGCUAGACGAGUGGGGGGGUGUAGAAACUCUGUAGACUUGACUAUUUUUCAGAACUGCUCCUGCUGGGAUUUCACUUGCAAAUCUCUAGGUGUACUAAAAUCCCACUAGCAAAAACUACUCAAUUUAAAGUAACUCAUUUAAAUAUUAGUCUCUCUUUUUGUACAUUUAUUUCUCUGAUAAGUUACUAAGCAGGGGGCUCUACCCUGCAUACAGUGCUCAAGUAAAACUCCAUUGAGAAUUUUGCCCAAAAAGGAUGUGUAGAAUCGAACUUGUCUGGCAGCAACUUCAUCUGUCUAACCAAAUCCAAAAGUGCUGGGCUGAUUGUACCUAGGUCUUAAACAGCUUGUACCUAAACUGUGGAUGUUUCCAUACAGAAUUUUUUACUUUCCAGCAAUUGAGAUGGAAGCUGUCCUACCUAUAAGUUGUCAAAAAUAUAAAAUCUUGUUGGAGUUGCUAAAACUGUUGGCUGAAAGAGUAAGUAAUAUUGAUACUAUAACCUCAUAGUAAUAUGUAUCUUUGUAAUUUGCAGGACCUCUUUUUGUGCCUAUGUACAGCCUUGUGUUCUGCACUUAACAGGUGGAAAAGAUUAAAGAUAAUACUAUUAUUCAUUCUAGGUUUCUUUACGUUUAGUAGCCUUGCUGCUGGGAGAUUUGUCAAGGUGUGCUUCUUACAGUCUGAAACUUGAGCUUCGGUAGAACUGUACUGCAUCCUCCGAGUACAACUAAGGUGUUCCCACUACUAAUUUAAAUCUGUCUUUGGAGCAGGCAAUAUGUGCAAGUUUAAAGUAAAGCAUUGGUGUUGCUUAUAUCUCUAGAGGACAAACAUACCCAAAGAUUUUUUUUUUUUGAUGAGCAACUCUAUAGCUGGUUAAUCACAAGCUGUUUUGUAUUACUUAUCAUGCAUAUUCACUUACUGGCUUUUUCAAAAUGUUUGUGCAAGAAAUAAAAUAUUUUGCUGAUUGUCA
Messenger RNA from Terrapene triunguis (Three-toed box turtle), 2760 nucleotides. Its product is annotated as NADH-cytochrome b5 reductase 3. Gene Ontology annotation, molecular function: oxidoreductase activity; FAD binding. Bases 67 to 972 code for a protein of 301 amino acids. NCBI's taxonomy places the organism in Eukaryota, Metazoa, Chordata, Testudines, Emydidae. The transcript has 9 exons. Gene Ontology annotation, cellular component: mitochondrion. The record is from RefSeq and is a predicted model, not a curated record.